CUGGUCCUACUGAUAAUCCGUGAGGUCGUGGCACCAGACCAGACUUCACAGGACGUCUUUGAAGAUUUGACAAUGCUCAUGGUAGGCAAGGUUGAAGAGAGAUUGAUAGUGAAAGGCAUCGAGGAUGCUGACGAUAAAGUUAAAGAGUAUCAUGAAUUUCAGAGGCCUGAAGAGACAAGAACACAACUUACUGAGCGAAACAGUAGAGGAUUUAAAGGAAAAGUGUUCUGCACUGAACUUACCCUACAAGGAAAUGCUUUCAGGCUUUCUUGUGUCUAAGAAAUCGCGAGAAGGUCUUUCUAUUUUUUCUAUUUGGUCCUUCCCACACAACCGAUUCCAAGAACACUGGGCCGCUGGUUAUGUAGUUGCGCAGCUAUUAAGGGUGUCUCGUUCUCUGCCAGACUUGACAGGUUUGCUGGAUUCACCCUGUCUACCUAAUUUUAAUGAUAAGAAUUACUUAGUGCGUUUCAAUCGAAUGAAUAACAUACAAGUAGACUUUUCUGAAAAUCCGAUUCUUGAAAUCUAUUCAGAAGAUGCCAAUGAGGCAAGGCAAUUGGCAUAUUCGGCGACAACAAAACCAAAGUCGGAUGUAUUAAUGGAAGUCCUCGCUGAUAUGACGCGCACAUUAUCCUUGUCACAGCAAAACCUUCUGGAUAAAGUCGCCACAGCCAUCAUCAGCCUCGUCUUAUACGGUAACAAUAACUAUGUGGAGACUGCAAAUAAUUGCCAGAGAUAUUACCAAAUGGUCAUGGCAUCAGGGCAGCAUGCAGGUAUAGUGAAGGCAAGUGCUAGGGUACUGAGCGAAGUUGAAAGCCUUGACGCUAAGGAAACCUCUCUGCCCGGUUUGUUACCUAUACUGGACCACCUCAAGACUUGCUGCGUGCGCGUUCAUGCCCUCCGUGACACGCCGAAACUCCCGUCAAGGAAGGUCCUGUCUGCGAUGAGAGAUUUGGCCAGAAAGGACGUCGAGAUAGAGCUGAAAUGUUUAUUGAAGCAAUCUGCAGAGUUUUCUGAGUUGUGCCUUGAGGCGGUCACAGGUCCAGGAAGUCGUUCCCGACUGACGAGGUUCGAAGGUUUCUUGACAGAAAAGGGAAUGCAGCUUCUGCCGGAGAGCCUGGAGGAGCUCAUGACCAUGUCUAACGCAGAAGGGGUGCGCGCUCUGCAGGCGAGGCUCCCUUACCUGCCAAAUCUUCAAACUCUAGAUUUUGAUGGGCGCCUGACAGCAGCAGAGAUGCCCCUCCUACCCACUAUGCUUGAGGAGCUGAAGGUCACGACCGACGGGGAGGGACUGAAGGCGCUGGCGAGAAGGCUCCCGCAUCUGAAGAAGCUGCGGUUUCUCUGUUUCGAGGGCCGCCUGACGGAGGCAGAGAUGCCCUUCCUCCCCAGCUGUCUCAGGAUAGCGUGGGUCGAGACGGACGGGCAAGGCCUGAGGGCUCUGGCGAGAAGGCUUCCGCAGCUGAAUGUCCUCCAUCAUCUAGACAUUCGGCUGCUGGAGUGUCCUUCGGCUGCCUCCCUGCCCCCCCUCCCCUACGAGGGCUCCAACCUGACGCUGGACCUACAGGGCCUCUCGCCCCUGCCGCGCCCUUGGGUGUGCGACGCCGUGCGUGCGCUCAGCUCCGCGCGCAGACGCAGCACGCGGCUCCUCCUCCCCCCCGCCUGCGACGACGCGCUGGUGGAGAGCAUCAAGCAGGAGCUCGAAGGCCGCGGCGCUAGGUUCCCUCCGCUCGCCAAGGGGAUCAAGUUCCACUUCGAGGGCGAGGCAGAGGCACAGCAGCCCCUCGAGCUCCCUCCCGCGCGGGCGCCGCCCCUCCCGCGGCGCUGGCUGUACGGGGCUCUCGUCGUCGGUGUCGUUUUGGUGGCUUGGCUGAUAGCUGUGCUGCUGCCAUGAGUAUUAGGACACACGCACACGCAAUAUCUGUUAGCCGGAGUGUCCAGCUUCCCUCGUAUGAUAUAUUUGUCUGUAUCUCAGCUGAAAAAAUUACAUGUAUAUAUUGACUAGUUUUCAGCCUCACCCAUCUCCCCAUCACCGACCCAGAGUGAGGCAGUUGGUGAGGUCCUUAGUAGAGUAGAAGGGAAAGAGGACACAGUAAUAGCAUUAAUCUUACAGGAUUUACUAGCUAAUGCAAGUGACUCAUGUGUGCUCUUCAACCUCCUUCCCCCCAACCAUACCCAUCACCUAUUCAUCCCCCUUCCUUGCCCCGAUCCUUCUAUCCCUCUUAUUCGUACCCUCUUCCUGUCCCCUCGCUUUUUCUGUUCUCUCUAUUUCUAUGGUAGUUUUUCUUCUACUCGUUUUUCUUGCUUGUUCUACCUUUUAUCUCUCUCCCUACUCUAUCCUGCCUCCAUCCUAUCCCUAUCCUGCCCUGCAUCCUGCCGCAUUUUCCCUUGUGCCCUUCUUAUUCGCACCCUCUUCAUGUUCCUUCGCUUUUUCUCUUCCUUCUGCUUCUACGCUAAUAUCCCCCUUUUCCAUUCCUUUCUCCCGUUUGUCCUCCCUUCUACCUUUAAUCCUAUUCUCUCC
Penaeus chinensis is the source of this 2515-nucleotide messenger RNA. RefSeq lists its product as uncharacterized. The transcript is spliced from 5 exons. The record is from RefSeq and is a predicted model, not a curated record. Lineage: Eukaryota; Metazoa; Arthropoda; Malacostraca; Decapoda; Penaeidae. Bases 125 to 1888 code for a protein of 587 amino acids.